AAGGAUCACCAACGAAAUGAUGAUCAAAAUACUCUGUACUUUGUGUACUGGAUUCUGUAAUUUUUUUAACCACGUACUGUUAGUCACUAUUCUCGUGAGGCAAACAACUUUUGCAACCUGUUGAGAGAGCAGGAGAAGAACAACUCGAAAGUCAGCGCCAUCGCCUUAACUUAAAUUGAAUCGAUAGUCGUAUCCCAUUGAUUCCCCCAACGCAGCGGCGUUUUGUAUCUCGACAUGCUUGCUAUCAUUCUCGUGACUCUGUUGUCACUCGCGUUUUGCGAUGGACUGUCCAUGAACCACCCGACGAGUCGGCGUGUCUUCCUUGAGGUGUCUCCCGCCUUGAUCGUUUCGCCCGCGGUCGGCUUUGCUGCCCUCCCUCCCGCCUCUCGGGACGUGGAUGUAGGUGGCGGGUACGACCUGCUUUCGGACAGACGCGGUGCCGCGGAGCAAGAUGCCAUUUAUCCAAAAUCGAUGGAAGGAAUCUGGGAUUGCCAACGAAUCGUGGCACGGGUCGAAGGAGACAAAUUCCAGGCGGGUGAAGCCUAUAGGUGCCUCGGAGGCAAUGCGAGCCUGCUUCAGGAGGGGAAAGUCGAAACCUUUCGCACAAGAUAUAUUGCCUCGCCUGUGAUUGAAAGUGAAGGGGUGGUUGUAGACCGUGGGUUUGAAACUUCAUCUCGUGCAAAGUCGAGUGACRUGCAAUGGAGUGUUGAGAAACCCAAUAUCUUGCAACGCGAUAACAAAGUCAAGUUGGUGGUAGUCAAGCGUUCAGUGGAAGUCCCGAGCGAUAAGGGAUUCGGAUUUGAUGAGCUUCUACGAGUUGAAGACGGAACUACUACUCGGGCUGUCCAAGUGAAACGGAGGUACCGUCGAUCAUUUGACGACCAAGGGAACAGAGUCGUCGAAGGUCUUGAGAUCAUGAAAACCUUUCGAGUUCUGGAUGGCAUUGCGGGUACCGAGCUUCCCACGUCGACGGUCAAGUCGCAAAUUAGACUCGUUAGACCUCCUUUAUAAGACAAUGAGCUGAUAACAAGGGAAAAAUUAUUUUAAAUGAAACCGACCAACUCUUUCAUCUAGUUUAGUGGGAAUGGUUAAAAACAGGAAUGACUAAACGAAACCUAGAGUA
Molecule: messenger RNA, 1123 nt
Organism: Pseudo-nitzschia multistriata
Lineage: Eukaryota; Bacillariophyta; Bacillariophyceae; Bacillariales; Bacillariaceae
Source: the annotation of a GenBank genome assembly